AUGCCAUUGAAGCCCAUUCGCACUGGCUUUAAGAUCUACGUCAUUGCGGAAGCAGCAACGGGUUUCUUCAACGACUUUAUUAUCCACCCACACGGCGCCACUCCUACAAAAAUGGUAGACAUAGCCAUGAAGACAGCCAAACAUAGCCUCGGUGUGUACCACCAUAUAUUUACUGACAGACUGUAUACUUCAGUUGCCCUCGCCCGCACUCUCCUGGCCAAGCGCACGUAUUUAACCGGUGCAGUUAAAUCGAACAGCAAGGGUCUGCCAAAGGCAUUCUCGUCGUCAAAAAUAAACAACUGCCGAAAGAUGAAGAAGAUGAAUGCCUGCCCAAGGGGAUCCUUCUACACCCGACAAAACGGCCAACUCACGUCAUGCCUGUGGAAAGAUAGCCGAGUAAUGACCCUGCUCUCCUCCGCCCACAAAGGAUGGAGAGAUCCAACCACAGGCACUGUGAUUCGAAAAGUCGCCAAUGCAGAGGGGAGACUGCGUAAGAAGACAAUCCCGACCCCACCCCAAGCAGUCGAUUAUAUCAAGAACAUGGGAGGUGUUGACAGAGGAGACCAGUUGAGAGCCUAUUACACCUGCACAAGAAAGUCUCAAUUUUGGUGGGUCGGCCUGCUCUAUUUCCUGGUGGAUGUUGCCAGGGUUAAUGCUUGGCUGUGUUACAAGCAGCACCACACCCCAGCCAACGAGAGCAGCAGUGACAGCAGUAGUGAUGAAGAGGAGAAAGAUGACCAUAAGAAGCUUACCCACUCCAAGUUUGUCCUCUCCAUCGCUACUGACCUCAUCGAUGGAUUCGCAAGCGGAGACAUUGCUCGACAACCUGCCACUCGCCCAGUCCCAGCAACCAAUAGUGCAGGGCACUAUUCCGUCAAGAUGCCAGGGCAAAAUGCUCGGUGGUGUAGAUGGUGUAGAAGUAAGAACAUUUUAACAAAGUCCGGCCUGCCCAAGUCUACAUGGCGAGGUUGUCAGGUGUGUGGGAUCAACCUGUGCCCUGGAAAAUGCUUCCUUGAAUUCCACGCAUCUGUCAACACUGCAGAAGCUGACUCCACUACCAGCACCACAGAGUAA
Messenger RNA from Asterias rubens (European starfish), 1074 nucleotides. RefSeq lists its product as uncharacterized. Bases 1 to 1074 code for a protein of 357 amino acids. The transcript has a single exon. The record is from RefSeq and is a predicted model, not a curated record. Lineage: Eukaryota; Metazoa; Echinodermata; Asteroidea; Forcipulatida; Asteriidae.